AUGACUACUACUGCGCGGACGAGGGCCUUUCCACCUUUAACUAUGCCUACAGGCCCCAACGACAAAGCUCAGCAGCCUCUGGGCUCGGGCUUUCCGGGCUCAAAUCUCUACCCGAACAAGAAUAUCUGGAACGCCUCCAUCGCCAAUGGCAGAGAGCGCUCCUCUGUCUCCAAAGAGUCCGACGAGAGUCCCACCGGAUCCAGCGCCCUCAACGCAAACUCGGAAGCCGAUGUCUGGUCUGCCAACCCUUGGAACAACGAUCAUCCUUCUCGCUCCGUCAGCACUUCCCCCAACCGAGCCCGCGAGGCUGCUCUUGCGAACGGCGCCUUCUUCGACCACUCCCACGCCGCCAUUGGUGUCAAGAAAUCCGCCUUUGAUGCUGACGGCUUCGCCGUUCCCUACCCGACCCAGAAGCGCGCUCCCCACGACCCUGGCUUCGAUGCCUUGGCCGCCUUUGCGCCCCGCGACCAGAACCUGCCGCCGUCGCGCCAAUCCCAGGGAUCGCCUGCCUUUGCUGACCUCUAUCAUGCCCACGGCCACAGCAACUCGAUCCACUCCCAGCGCGGCGUCUCCAGCCACGGCCCUUCUCUGUCCACUGCCAACCAGCGCGCGUUCAACUACAACACCAAGGCUGAGGAUGACUUGGCCAGCCAGUUCGCUCGUCGCAUGAACUUCGAUCAGUACGGCGGCGCACCCUCGUUUAACCCUGCCUCGCAGCCUUUCCAGCUAAACCCUGGCUCCCAGCCCUGGAUGGCCGACAAUGUCUCCCGGUAUGGAAGCGGCCUCGACUACUCGCCCUCCGAUGCCAUUGGCUCCCAUGUGUCUGCCAUGAAGCGUGGUUCCAUCGAUAGAAUCUCUCCCUCGCCCACCUACCGAUUGGAGUCCGGAAACAGUCCCCGUGGUGGCCACGCCAUGGCCUCUGAUGUUUGGGGCGGCGCUCGUCCUUCCUCUCGUGACCCUCGCACUGCCGACAUUGACCGUCGCGCCCAGUCUCAGCAGUUCCCGCCAGCAUACCCUCAAAACUUUUACGGCAACCAGUACCCGUACGGAGCUAUGCCGCCGCAGUACGCUCCCAACUUCAUGGACCCCUACUCGCAGAACUUCCGCCACCCUCUACUCCAGAACUAUGGCAUCCCUCCCCUCCCCUCUGCUUAUGCUCCCAACAGCAGCAUCCAGUCUGUGAGACCCUCGCGCGAGCAGGACCCCUCCAAAGCUGUUCGUAGCUUUCUUCUAGAGGAGUUCCGCCAGAGCAACAAGUCCAACAAGCGCUACGAGCUCAAGGAUAUCUACAACCAUGUUGUAGAGUUCAGCGGUGACCAGCAUGGAUCCCGUUUCAUUCAGCAGAAGCUCGAGACUGCCAACAGCGACGAGAAGGAACAGGUUUUCCGCGAGAUUGAACCCAACGCCAUCCAGCUCAUGAAGGAUGUUUUUGGCAACUAUGUUGUCCAGAAGUUCUUUGAACAUGGCAACCAGGUCCAAAAGAAGGUUUUGGCGGAGAAGAUGCGGGGCAAGGUCGUUGACCUAUCCGUUCAGGUCUAUGCUUGCCGAGUCGUCCAAAAGGCCUUCGAACAUGUUCUUGUUGAGCAGCAGGCUGAGCUCACCAAGGAACUCGACCCCGAGAUCCUUCGUGUCAUCCGCGACCAGAACGGCAAUCACGUAAUCCAGAAGAUUAUCGAACUCGUUCCCAGGCAGUACAUCGACUUCAUUAUGGAUGCCCUUCGCGGUCAAGUCACUGGCCUCGCCUCGCACACCUAUGGCUGCCGUGUCAUUCAGCGUAUGCUCGAGUACGGCACCGAGGCUGAUAAGCUUGAGAUUAUGACUGAGCUGCACGCGUCUUCGCAGAUUCUGAUUACCGAUCAGUAUGGCAACUACGUCGCCCAGCAUGUCAUCCAGAACGGCAAACCCGAGGACCGUGACAAGCUCAUCCAACUUGUCAUGUCUCAACUGCUUACCCUAUCCAAGCACAAGUUCGCCUCGAAUGUUGUUGAGAAGUGCAUCGAGCACGGCACCCCCGAGCAGCGCUCUGCCAUUCGCGAGCAGCUCACUACCGUUGGUCCGGACGGCACCAGCCCGCUCCAGCUUAUGAUGCGCGACCAGUACGGCAACUACGUGAUCCAAAAACUUCUUGGCCAGCUUCACGGCGCCGAAAAAGAGCUUCUCGUUGAAGAGAUCAAGCCCCAGUUCUUCACGCUCAAGAAGAACGGUGCUUCUCGCCAGCUUCAGGCUCUCGAGAAGCUUUUGGGAUUGGGUAGCCGCGGCGAGGGUGAUCAUUCCGCCACGCCCACGCCUGCCUUGACCAACGAAACUAGCAGCCCUCAGACCAGCAGCCCGCCGAGCACCCACGUUAGUGCCGUGAGCCUGGCCUCAGCCGACGCAUCCAAGAAGGCAUCCAGCGCAGCCUCGGGGGCUGUCAAGGUCCACGAGGAGGAAGCCUAA
Molecule: messenger RNA, 2436 nt
Organism: Akanthomyces muscarius
Lineage: Eukaryota; Fungi; Ascomycota; Sordariomycetes; Hypocreales; Cordycipitaceae
Exons: 4
Coding region: 1-2436 (811 amino acids)
Biological process (GO): nuclear-transcribed mRNA catabolic process, deadenylation-dependent decay
Cellular component (GO): cytoplasm
Molecular function (GO): mRNA 3'-UTR binding
Source: RefSeq, a predicted model, not a curated record